Diabrotica virgifera virgifera (western corn rootworm) is the source of this 1610-nucleotide messenger RNA. RefSeq names its product cytokine-like nuclear factor N-PAC. The coding region runs from base 194 to 1555 and encodes 453 amino acids. The record is from RefSeq and is a predicted model, not a curated record. The transcript has 4 exons. Gene Ontology annotation, molecular function: NADP binding; NAD binding; oxidoreductase activity, acting on the CH-OH group of donors, NAD or NADP as acceptor. NCBI's taxonomy places the organism in Eukaryota, Metazoa, Arthropoda, Insecta, Coleoptera, Chrysomelidae.
CACCAGUUUUAUUUUUGACAUUUUGAAAUUUUGACAGAGACAGAUCAGAAAUCAAAACAAUCUAAAACUGAUUGAAUGUUGGUUAAUUAUUAUCACAAUUAUUAUUGUUUUGUGUUUGUGUCCUUUUUAAGUACGUGUGCAUAAGUGAAAUUAGAAUAAGACUUAUAAAAACUCAAUUUUUUUUCUAUAUAAAAUGGCAGACAUAAAUGUAGGUGAUAUUGUAUGGGGAAGAAUGGACGGCUUUCCCUACUGGCCCUGUGUAGUUUUAAAAGACGUUAAAGUGCCCAAACCUUCCAAAGAUCCCAAUACAAAGUAUUACUGGGUAUAUUUGUUCGGCUCCAAGAAUUAUUCCUGGAUAUCCAGAAAAAGACUUUGUCCCUAUGAAGGUAAUAGGUUUAAAUAUGGACAUAAUGAUGGACAUGUAAAUUUUGCAGAAGCAGUAAAAGAGGCUGAGCUGCAUGUUAAACGGAAAAAAUUGAAUUCUAACUACCAAGUAGUGAUUAAGGAAAAGUUUGAUAUACAGGAGUAUGAGAGGAAACUUAGAAGGAGUGAAAGUAGAAUGAGAUACAGAACAAAACUAAUGAUUAGAACAAGAUCAGUAAGGACAGAUGAGGAUCAUAAAUCCAGAAUAGCCAAUACGAGAAAUAUUGCAACCUCAACAUUUGUUUUUGGAGUAAUUGGCAUUGGAAAUUUAGGGACAGAUAUUACAAGGAACCUAAUCCAUUCUGGUCAUGUAGUAAACAUUUGGAAUAGAACAUAUUCCAAAGGUCAGUCACUGGUAACCGAAUUUGGCCCUAAAUUCAAGAAAAAGCUAACACAGUUUUAUACACCUAGAGGGCUGCUUCAAAAGUCUGAUGUUAUAUUAGUUUGUUUGUCAGACAAAGAAGCAGUCAGGACAAUAUUCGAAAAUAGUUUUGGAAUACAUAAACCAGCAGAUGAAUGUUUAAAAAAUAAAGGUAUAAUUCAGAUGACUACGACAGGACCAGAAUUCUCAAAAGAUAUGAAUUCAAUUAUUGAGAAAAAGGGAGGUAAAUAUUUGGAAGCGCAAAUUCAAAGGAGUAAAGAAGAAGCAACCAAUGGAGAUUUCAUUACACUAGCAGCUGGUGACGAGGUGCUAUUUUUUAAAUGCCAUACAUUGUUUAAAGCUAUAGGAAAUACUGUCCUGUAUUUAGGUGAAGUGGGAUACGCCUCUAAAAUGAAUUUAAUACUCCAAGUAAUAAAAGGUAUUAACGUGGCUGCCCUAUGUGAAGCCCUAAACUUCGCAGAACGUAGCGAUGUAGAACUAAAAAAUGUAUACGACAUUUUGGAGUCUACGAACCUCUGCAGUUUGUAUCUUCUCAGAAAAUGCGGCUUGAUACUGCAAGAAAACUUCCUUAAUGCAGACCAGUCUCUGACCAAUCUCCAGAAAGAUAUGAGCUUAGUUUUGGAUCUGGCCGACAGCGUGAAGUAUCCAAUGUCCAUAACCAGUCCUGCAAACCAAAUAUUUCAACAUUGUAUAAGACUGGAAUACGGGGCUUACGACGCGUCUAUUAUUUUUUUACAACACCAUCAUUAAGCAUUUUUUUAGUUAAUGUUAACGAUUUCCUUUAGAAAUAAAUUUUUCGACUAUU